This is a messenger RNA of Momordica charantia (bitter melon), 1040 nucleotides long. RefSeq lists its product as uncharacterized. NCBI's taxonomy places the organism in Eukaryota, Viridiplantae, Streptophyta, Magnoliopsida, Cucurbitales, Cucurbitaceae. The record is from RefSeq and is a predicted model, not a curated record.
UCAAAACCGAAAAUUCAUCCUAUUCUUGAAAAAUUGACAGACGAAAAACGAAGAACGAAGAAGAAGAAGAAGAAGAAGAAGAAGAAGAAGAAGAGUGGCUGCCGCAGAUCGGAAGCUUCGCCGGAGUUUGAGUUGGAGUAGUACAGUACAGUACAACAAUGGCUACCUCUCUGUCCGUCAUAGCCAUCAUCGCCUCUCUGCACCUCAUCGCCUUCGUCCUCGCCAUCGGAGCUGAAAUGCGCCGGAGCACGGCAACUGUAGUGCCGGAUGAGUACGACGAGACUACUCACUGCGUCUACGAUUCCGAUGCCUCCACGGCGUACGGCCUUUCGGCGUUUGGUUUGCUACUCAUUAGCCACACACUGCUUAUGGCUGUCACCAGGUGUCUCUGCUGCGGCAAGGGCUUGAAAAGUGGAGGAUCCACUGUCUGUGCCAUCGUCCUCUUCGUCGUUUCUUGGAGUCUGUUCUUGGGAGCGGAGUCUUUGUUGCUGGCUGGGUCCGUGAGGAAUGCCUACCACACAAAGUUCAGAGGAGCUUUGCCCAUCAAAAACUUGUCGUGCACCACGCUCCGCUGUGGUGUGUUCGCUGCUGCAGCAGCAAUUACAUUUCUCUCAUUGGUGUUUUCAAUCCUUUACUACUUAACGCACUCGAGAGCCGAUACUGGAGGCUGGCAGAAGCACCAGAAUGAAGGUGGCGUUGGCAUGGUGGCUUCUGAUAUUGCACAGCAUGAGCAGCAUGAUCGACGAACUGCUGGAUUCGAGAAGGUUUAGCUAUGGCAGGUUUGGAUGAUUAGAAGUUGCUUGCAGGGUCAAGGUUGAUUAGAGCUUAUUCUGGGAAAGAAAGAUAGGUAGAUCAAAGUAUCAGGUUGUUCUUGCUAAGCUACGAAUGUGUAAAGUGAUCUCAUACUUAAAUCUAGAUGUGGAAAAUGCAGUUGCUUUAUGUUUUGGUUUUUAACUGUGAACUCCAAGAUUCAUAGUUAAAAUGAAUUUUGGCCUAUUUUCACUCCUUUAUAUUAUUACCUUUAUACUUCCAAUUUAUUA